Messenger RNA from Hemicordylus capensis (graceful crag lizard), 4881 nucleotides. RefSeq lists its product as uncharacterized. Gene Ontology annotation, biological process: DNA integration; DNA recombination. The coding region runs from base 3410 to 4414 and encodes 334 amino acids. The record is from RefSeq and is a predicted model, not a curated record. Gene Ontology annotation, molecular function: DNA binding. NCBI's taxonomy places the organism in Eukaryota, Metazoa, Chordata, Lepidosauria, Squamata, Cordylidae. The transcript has 2 exons.
CCCAGUUCUUUCUGUCCUCGCUUCAGCUCCAGCAGCAGAUUUUCUUCUCUCCUGGUCUUUUUCUCCUUUAUUGUCCUUUUCACCUUCCUAACUGUCUGUUUUCUGUCAGUUUUUUCUUCUUUUCCUUGUUUUGUGUUCCCUAAAACAAAACAAAACCAAAAAAAAAACAAAAAACAUUAGUUAGUCUUUCCCUUACCUCUUCCCACCUCCCCCCCUUCAGCUCCUUCCAUUUCAUGGGCAGCCCGCUUAGGGCAAGAAUUGUUUUGGUGCCCAGAGGCAAAAUUCAGGACCGUUUGGGUCCGGGACUUUCAAGGGCUUUCGGCACCCCAGCUCCAACGCGACCGAGCUUGCCGCUCUGCUCUCCGGAACCGGGGCAUUCUUGCAGGCGGGAGAAUUCUGCACUCCCCAGCUGCACAGCAACGAACGCCACAAUCAGGUCAGAGGAGCGAAGGGAAGGCACCAAGCACCCAGGGAAGCUCCGUUUAAUCAGUUUGGCUGCGACGACGGUGACGGCUGCCUUGGAGCCGCCCGCACCGAUCGUUCCCGGGUCCGCGGCGAGUCUCCUGCCCUCGGGCCGCGAGACUCGUGCUUCAGCGGCCCGGAGGGCAGCGGAGGGUGCCGUUUGCACUUCGGAACCUCGUGGCCCCUCGGAAGGUGCAUCAGUUCAGCGGGCAGUUCGCGUCAGUAACAGCGGGGAGAUACUUAAAAUGGCGACUGAGCUCGAAAGAACGGCGCGAAAAAAGCCGGCGGCCAUUAAAAUUGAAUGCACUGGAGCAUUCCCUUCCAAGGCCCUCCUUGCAACAACAGGAACAUGUUGAGGUACCGGGCGAAUCGGUAGGGGGCGGGGGAGAAGCGGGCCCCAGCCAUGGCGUGACCUCAGAAGAGAUUAGGCGGAUUGGCGAGCUGGCUAGCAACCUGACCGGCAGGGCAGCGAGGCCAUCACAGGCAUCUUCUGUUCCUAAGAUGGCGACGGUUGCGAAGAAUCCCUCCAUUUUACCUGAAGGAGCCGGUAAUGUAAAAGGGAGACAGUCUCUAAAAGGGCGGGAAAAGCCUAAGACUGUGACUAUGGAGUUUGGCCAGCAGGGGGAGUCUGCUGCAGAGACUGGGCCUAAAGCAGCCUCCAGUUCUAACUCUGCUGUUUUACCUAAGUCUGUGCUGCCACCUGAGUAGCAGGCAUGGUUUCGCAAUGCAAUCAUUGGCACCAUCUACCAGCAAACCACUACAGAUAUGUUGAGGACACCAAAUGCGGAUGCCCCGAUUUCGCAAUUGGUGUCGGAUUCCUUGGCAUCUCGAGAGGGUAAGUUUUCUCUAAAAGACAUAGCUGACCAGAAGGUCUAGCUGUCAUUUAAUCGUGCCAUGAGAACGUGUCCCUGGUGGUCCGUGCAACAGCGGCAGCAUCCAGGGCAGCCGUGACUCCUUAUUAUUGGUGGUCAAUCUUCUGAGUGAUCCUCCAGGGGACCCAGUUAAGAUGUGACAGCAACUAUUCAAGAUCCAGAAGGCGCAGGCCUUUAUAGCUGAUGCCACUCUUGAUACGAUUAGAUUCUCAGCGCAAGAGGCGGUUUCAUCAUUUGUUGGCAGACGCCACUUGUGGCUCAAAAUUGGACAGGUUGGUUCUACCUCUAGGCUAAACCUCGCUACCGUCUCUUACGACAGUAAGAAGCUUUUUGGUGAGUCUGCCCUACAAGACAUUCUUGUAGAAUCGUCUGAUAAGUGAAAGACGAUGCCUUCAACCAAUAAAAAGACUGAUAAACAGCCUUUUAAAAGGCCCUUCCAAUACAAUCGGUCCUCUCAUAGCUUCCGGCCCUUCAGGGGCCAGGACAGAGAUACAAAAUUCCAGAGGGGGUCUUGGAAUCCUCAGAGAGCACCCUUUAGAGGGUUUGGUACCUACAAACGGCAAGCUGCUCAGUCAAAGCAGCAAAAACCCACUACAAUGACGUGAAGCAUUUCAGGCUUGGAGGGCAUUUGUCUCACCUCGCCCCAGCCUGGGAAGAUUCAACCUCAGACAACUGGGUUCUGCAGCUGAUCCAUCACAGCUACAGGAUAGAGUUUCUCUCCUCUCCCCCUGCUGCUUUAUCCCCACUCCAAGGUCAAAAGCAUUCUCAAAGCAUUUGCCGAUAGUCUAGGCGAUCCAACUCCUCCUGGACAUCAGGGCAGUGGAGCCAGUGCCUCUGGCACAGGAGGGAGAGGGAGUUAAAACAAAACAAACAAAACAAAACAUGUGCCCAUUCACCCCGACAGCAGGCACCUCCUACGCUUCAAAUACGCAGGCAAUCAUUUCCAAUACGCGGCCUUACCGUUCGGCCUAUCAGCAGCCCCCAGGAUCUUUACGAAGGUUCUGGCACCGUUGAAGUCGACUGAUGUCCCUCUCCAGGUUAUUGGGUCUCAUGGUCGCAACCUUGGACGUCGUACUGUGGGCAAGACUCCAUCUUCGACCGCUGCAAUGGUUCCUCCUACCUCACCAGCACUCCAUCGCAAAGAGGAAGCUCCUGUACCUACAGAUUCCGAAACAAGUUCGCCAAGCUCUAAGGUGGUGAUUGAGCCCACUCAACUUGUUUGCAGGAAAGGAAUUCCUCGAUCCACCAAGAGUUUUGGUCACGGCGGAUGCGAGCGACAGGGGAGGGGGGGGCUCAUUGUCUCCACCUUUCGGCCCAGGGUUGAUGGGAUCCCGCGGAAAAGGCACACAGUAUCAAUUGGAGAGAACUGAGAGCCAUCCGGUUAGCCCUCAUCGCCUUCCAAACGACAAUUCAGGAUCGCCACUUCCUAGUAAAAACGGACAACACAACACCAAAGGCACACGUCAAUCGUCAGGGGGGCACUCGAUCACACUCUCUUCACCUGGAGGCAAUGUUUCUACUAAACUGGGCGGAGGCCAAUGUUCGUUCCCUAAUAGCUCAUCACCUCAAAGGGGAGCUAAACACAAAGGCCGAUUGGCUAAGCAGGGAGGACAUUCAUCCAGGGGAAUGGAGUCUUCACCCAGAGGUCUUCCACCUUCUAACCCUAUGCAUGGGCGUACCCUGCAUGGACUUGUUUGCGUCCCCGAUAAACUCCAAAGUGCGCCAGUUCAUGUCCAGGUUCCCUGCUCAGGGAGAGACGUCAGUGGACGCCCUGGCCAGCCCGUGGCCCGAGGGGCUGCUGUUCGCCUACCCCCCCGACUCCUCUACUGACCAAGGGUCAUCAGGAGGAUUUGCCUCUUGAGGGCCCGAGUCAUAUUAGUCGCCCCCUUCUGGCCCAGGAGGCCAUGGUUUUCGGAGCUCGUUCUCAUGGCAGAGGAGGAUCCAUGGCAACUACCUGUUAGAGAAGACCUGCUCUCCCAGGGACCGGUUUACCACCCCGACCCAGCGUGGUUAAGGCUGACCGCCUGGAAACUGAACGGAGCUUGUUAAAGGAGUUCGGAUAUUCCACGGCGGUCAUGAACACGAUCUUGGCAUCUAGAAGGCCUUCCAUGAAUCGGAUAUACCAGACAACCUGGCGGGCAUUCCUCAAAUGGUCCUCUCUGCACUCCAUCCCUCGGGGGUCGGCUUCCAUCAAACACCUCCUGCAAUUCCUUCAAGAUGGGUUAGACAAGGGCCUCAAGCCCAACACCCUAAAACGCCAGGCUGCAUUGUUGCUGGGCCUUAUCUCAGGCAGACCCCAAGAGUCUCUGUCCUCAUAUCCGCACCUGCGACGUUUCCUGAGAGGAGCCACCCUCCUAUCGCCUCCAGUAAUACACAGGUUCCCAUCAUGGGACCUCCAUCUGGUACUCUCCGCUUUACAGCACCCUCCAUUUGAACCAAUAUCCUCCAUUCCACUGGAAACACUGUCAGAGAAAUUGGCCUUCCUGGUGGCUAUCACGUCGGCACGCCGUAUUUCAGAGUUGAGGUCUCUUUCGGUCGAUAAAGCAUUCUGUGUGUUCCAAAAGGAGGCGGUACGGCUGAUACCGGAUCCUUUCGUAUGCACGAAGGUGCCUUCCAUCUUUCACCAAUCUCAGGACAUUUUUCUGCCUUCAUUCUGUCCUCGUCCGGUGCAUGAACGAGAAAAGCUCUGGCACAAGCUGGACGUGCGUAGAUGCUUAAAAACCUACAUCAAACGCACAGCUUCCCUACGCAACACCAACUCCAUGUUCGUGGAAGUUCGUGUAAAGGGAAAGGGGUCCGCCAUUUCCGCAAAAACCAUCGUUCGCUGGAUUAAAGAUUGCAUAGUACUGGCUUAUCAGUCUAUGCGCAAGAGCCCGCCUCCCGGAAUCAUGGCACAUUCCACUAGAUCAGCAGCGGCCUCAGCGGCCUUUUCAGCACACGCUCCGGUUCAGGAUAUUUGCAGAGCGGCAACAUGGUCUACGCCCUCAACCUUCACAAAGCACUAUAAGAUUGAGACACACGCCACUAUCCAGGCGGCCGUCGGCAGAAGGAUCCUUCAGCAGGUCCUCCCACGGGACUAGGCGGAAGCGGUUUCCCUCCCUGUGGACCAAGCUGGGGUAUGUCCCCAGAGAUGUCCCUGGCAUCAAGAACUGAGAACGGAGCAUUGGUGUCCACUUACCGUGAAGGCUCCUUCUUGUUCUUGAUGCCAGGGACAUCUCGACCCACCCAGUGGUACGCUCCGCCUGGUCCCGUUGGACGGAAGGCAUGUCUCUACCUGUUAGACAGGUGAAACCUUUCGUAUCCAUGUUUUUCCUUAAUAAAAGGUACCUGUCCGUUACAGUUCUACCUAAUGUUGUUUGUGUUAACGGGUUACGUGUCCAGUUUAUUUGUUGCUACUGCCUCGCUCGAACAGAGAACUGGGGCGGGGUUAUCCUCUGCAGCCCCAAGUGGGCGGGCAUUAUCUGUUUUGUUUAUUCACAGUAACUGUCCUGCUUGGAGCUGGUGGGGAAGGAUAACCCAGAGAUGUCCCUGGCAUCAAGAACAAGAA